GAAUAAAAUAAAUGUAACGAUACUUUUAUCCUAGAAUAGCAUGACGAUUGCGAACAGUAGAUAAAUUUUCAUUUUACAGACAAACAUUUUUAAGCAGCAACAGAUAAAAUAAAUGAAUCAAGAUUAAUCAAUAAGAUGAAUCUUCUUCACUUACCUGAAUCAUUUAUCGAUUUUAAUUGCUAAUACAAUCAGUCCUCACUUAUCAUAUCCAAAAUUCAGGGAAAAAACCGAAAUUGUACUUUGUAUACUCGCUUGAUAUGUCGAUGAACCCUUGCAUGAACCCAUGAACCCUCAAAUUACCUUGCAAAUCAUUAUAAGUUAAUUUCACUCGUUAGAAAUAUCCUAUAAUUAAGCAGAAACGUUUCUUGCAAACGUUGCCAAAUACGAAGGAAAUAAAGCAGUCGAGAGAGUAAGCUUUACACAUGAUCGGAGAUUAUCAAUUAACGUUUGAAAUAUUGUCGGAAAAUAAUUAAUCGCGACAAUCUGAAUCAAUCACGAAAUCGACGUGUUGAUAGAACACAAAUCACAGUAUCUAUCUAAUCUUGAGACUUGCGAAAUGAACUUGUCCAGUUUUGAAAGACCGUAGUGGGGAUAUACAUAUAAAAUAGCCAUCAGCGAGAUUUUAGCAGUCUCCUUUGGCGAACAAUUCAUACGGAAUCAUGCUACUAACAACUUUGUCUCUUUUCACACUCUUAUCCCUCUCCAACGCUGGGAUACUGAGAUUUGAUCCUAGGAUCGUGAACGGAGAGAAUGCUAAAGUAGGAGAAAUCCCCUACCAGGUGUCCCUUCAAGGUAAGGACAGUUCGUUCCAUUUCUGUGGUGGAUCCAUUCUUAAUGAAAACUAUGUUAUCACCGCCGCUAGUUGUGUCUAUUACACAACAGCGGCAACUAUCAAGGUAAUUGCUGGUACGAUAAAUUUGACUGCUCCAAAGUCUGAACACUAUGUUAAGGAAAUCAUCAUUAACGAAAAGUAUAACAAAACUGAUUCAUGGAAGAACGACAUUGCUCUGCUCAAGGUCGAGAAACCAUUUGUGAAGUCCGAACAAAUUGCUUUUGUCCAACUUCCAUCAAAGAACCAAGUUGUUAAAGCCAAUGAUACUGCAGUAGUCUCUGGAUGGGGCAGACGGGGUGACUCUGGUGGUCCAUUGACUGUCAAUGGAGAACUCACUGGUCUCGUAUCUUGGUCGAGGGGUUGUGCCCUUACUGAAUAUCCCAGUGUCUAUACACGUGUGUCAGCUCAAAUUGACUGGAUAAAGUCGCAUGCCGUUUAAAUUCGACCAUUGAGAUAUAAAUCGAACGUAACAAAAGGAAAUGCGACGAGCUCAUUACGAUCUCAUGAGCGUGGAGUGAAACAUUUUCAUAAUUUGUUGUAUAUUGAAUCCGGUCUACCUAAAGUAUUAUUCUUUUUACUGUACCACAAAUAACAAUACAUUACUUAUCUAAUCAUAAUGUACACUUUUGGAAUAUUGGAAUAACAUAAAAAUUUAUAAAAAUAUAUUAGACAUCUAAAAUUAAAAUGUACUUUUUCAAAUUUUUAUUUACUUUCUAAGCUUAAUCGUGAUUAAACUUUCGAAAGUCGUAAUCUACGAAUAUUCAUAUCUGAGAGUAGGUCACUUUUAGUUCUCAUCAAUUUAAUUUCUUGUUCCCAUUAACAAACGAACCAUUAUUUCAAUAUUUUAAAUAAAAAAAAUAAAUAUACUACAACGAUUUAA
This is a messenger RNA of Osmia lignaria (orchard mason bee), 1712 nucleotides long. Its product is annotated as chymotrypsin-2-like. Gene Ontology annotation, biological process: proteolysis. The record is from RefSeq and is a predicted model, not a curated record. NCBI's taxonomy places the organism in Eukaryota, Metazoa, Arthropoda, Insecta, Hymenoptera, Megachilidae. Gene Ontology annotation, molecular function: serine-type endopeptidase activity.